This is a messenger RNA of Perkinsus marinus ATCC 50983, 402 nucleotides long. RefSeq lists its product as hypothetical. NCBI's taxonomy places the organism in Eukaryota, Perkinsozoa, Perkinsida, Perkinsidae. The coding region runs from base 1 to 402 and encodes 133 amino acids. The record is from RefSeq and is a predicted model, not a curated record. The transcript is spliced from 5 exons.
AUGGCUCAUCUGGAGCGCGACUCGCCGCAUAUGGUUGACAUCGUGAAAUGUGGGCUGAGAUAUUUAGCUGCGGUUGUCGACGAUUUCGAUACUAUGAACGUGGCACUGCUAAGACAUGACCGGAUUGAUUGUAUAUACGUUUUGCUGGCUUAUGAUAUGGACAGCCCGCUAACUCAAGAGACGUUCUUUGAGGGUUACGGUAUUAACUACUAUGAUGCACCUUUGCAGAGUGCUAUUGCACCGCGAUGGCUCGACUGCAAUAAUACGGAUGGGCGGCCUGUGGAUCACGAGACAUCAUCAUUGAAGGAACUGACCUUGGAUGAAUUCAUAGCACGUCAGGAGGCUGAGAAGGCGUAUCUGGCAUCACAGGGGCUCACUCCUGAUGAUUUCCUCUUUGCUUAG